This is a messenger RNA of Cataglyphis hispanica, 1968 nucleotides long. RefSeq lists its product as uncharacterized. The transcript has 7 exons. The record is from RefSeq and is a predicted model, not a curated record. The coding region runs from base 143 to 1711 and encodes 522 amino acids. NCBI's taxonomy places the organism in Eukaryota, Metazoa, Arthropoda, Insecta, Hymenoptera, Formicidae.
AGCUUUUCAAACGCGAAACGCGAGAAGAGUACAAAAUCGAUCCCGCGAUGCGAUAGAAUAAUAGCCGACAGCUUUCUCGACGCCUGGCUGAUUACGUACCGAUUACUUCGAAGAGGAAAGAAAAGAAAAAGCAACAAGAAAUAUGGAAUCCGCGAUUGGGCAUCUCGAGCAAAGCGUACAAAAAGCUGACGGAAAAUUAGACAUGAUCGCAUGGCAGAUAGACGCUUUUGAAAAAGCUUUCGAGGAUCCGGAAGACGAGAUAUCUGUGCUUCGCCUAUUACACUCUGUUCAUCAGGUUACGAAAGAUUAUCAAAAUCUCCGUCAAGAAAUUUUGGAAGUUCAACAGUUACAGAAACAGCUUUCUGAUUCACUUAGAGCUCAGCUUACACAGGUGCACGGACAUUUUAAUUUAUUGCGCAAUAAGAUUGUAGGACAUAAAUCACCGCAGCUGCAUACUUUGGUUUUUGAAAAAUUAAAUUGCCUACAAGUAUCUGUACCAUCCUCGUGUCGUGAAUGCGGACGAGCGCCUUGUUCUAAUAACCUACUCCCACACCAAUCAGCCAGACCAUUCGCUUGCUUGGUCGGUCGGUCGGUUCCCUGGUACCCUGGUCUGGCGAGGUGUCGGAUUCAGUCGUCGACCGACCGGUUUCGGGCCCUGUUCGCCACAACGGAUCUGUCCGUCGCGGCCGAUGCGGGAAAGCGGGGCUUUCGCUUCUUUCAUACCAAGAGAGGCUGGCUUGUCUUGCGACUAGACAUGCGUUUUCUCGUACUUAAUCUGAUGUUAUUAAUAGUGAACUUGCUAGUCGUUGGAAAAGUUUCCGCCCACGGAAGACUGAUUGAACCACCCUCGAGGGCCUCCAUGUGGAGAUACGGCUUCGACACGCCUCACGAUUACAACGAUCACGAAUGUUACUGCGGCGGCUUCACCAGGCAGUGGCAGCGAAACAAAGGGAAAUGCGGUAUCUGUGGAGAUCCCUGGGAUUCUCCAACGCCACGUGCUCAUGAAACGGGCGGCAAAUACGGAAACGGUGUGAUUGUCCGGCGUUAUCGGACCGGAUCCGUUAUACCGGUCCGCGUGGAGCUGACGGCGAACCAUCACGGCUACUUUGAAUUCCGCACCUGUGCUAUGACCUACCGCGAUCGAGAGGUCACUCAGGAUUGUCUGGAUCGUCAUCUGCUAUCCGCCAAAAACGGAUCCACUCGCUACUAUCCCGGUCCCGGUAACCGGGUCUUUGAGGGCUACUACAAGCUACCGGAAGGUUUGACCUGCGCCCAAUGUGUCUUCCAGUGGCGAUACAUCGCUGGCAAUAAUUGGGGCGAUUGCGGCAAUGGCACAGGAGCGGUCGGAUGUGGACCUCAGGAGGAAUUUCGAGCUUGCGCCGAUAUUGUGAUCGGCGACAACGAAACAGCAUUACCGGCGAACCUACCGAAGCAGCCGACGUCCACUUCUACCUACGACGAAUCGUCAACAAGUUCACCGUUACCAAAAUCCAUCGGGCCGUACUGGCUCUUCAGCGUUGUCAUCGCCGGUACGUGCCUGUUGGUGGUGCUAGCCAUUAUGGCAUUGCUUUAUACGUACUACUAUCACGCCGGCAGAGCCAAAAAAUGGCUCAUGGCAAGGAGAUCUCUGGCGCAGGAGAGUCCACCGCCGGUCGCCCCGCCGAGACACAAAAGGCAUCAUCAUAUAUCGAACACGCAGCUGCAAUUGUAGAACUCUGUAUUCAAUUGUCGAUAUCACACAUUUUGGAAAAAAAGAUAGUUACAUUUCGAAUGGAUCACUGUAUGAUAUUCUUGCGAUGCUUGAAGUUGUCUCCUACUUUUGUAGUCAUCAUAGAUUGAAAAUCAUAAAGAAUCGCCAGAAAAUUACGUUUUUCAAGCGAUGUAUUAACAUUUUUAUAUUAGGCGCACGUAUUUUCUUGUAUAUAUAAAUAUUUUAUAUUAAACAUAUUUAUUUUAUAUAUAAUCGUA